CACGGCUUUUCUCACCGACCUCAGUUCGUCAACUUGGGAUGCCAUCACCGUGGUCAGUGCAAUCAGUCAGAAAUGCGUUUCGGAUUCAGACACAGCAGGUCGCCCGCGCCGGCCGCCCGCGUCAAUGCCGCUUACUAUCCCUCGUGGAGGGCCUACAAGGACAAGACGCCGGCCUCACUCGAUGUCGAGUCCAUGACCCACGUGUUCUACGCCUUCAUAGGUGUCAACGAGGACGGAAGCCUCAAGCUCCUCGACGAAUAUGCGGACCUGCAGAAGCCCACCGACGGGCAGCAGGGCUGCCUGGCUGCGCUCGCGGAGCUCAAGCGCCGCCACCCGCACAUCAAGACGCUCGUCUCGGUGGGCGGCGCGAACGCGAGCGCAGAGUUCCCGGCCCUCGCGGCGAGGGAGCAGUCGCGUCGCACGUUUGCGGCUCAGAUACGCGAGUUCUGCGACCGGCAUAGCUUCGAUGGCGUGGACGUCGACUGGGAACAUCCCAAGACGACCGAGGAGGGUCGGGACUUUGUCAAGCUUCUUCACUCCAUUAGGCGCGCGCUGCCUCCCCCCCAGUAUUUGCUGACCACCGCGUUGCCCGUGGGCGAGUACUGCCUCCGGAACAUUGAUCUCGCCGAGGCCAGCCGCCAUCUCGACUUCCUCAAUCUCAUGGCCUACGACUUUACCGGGCCAUGGACUGAGGUAUGCGGCCAUCACGCGCAGCUGCGAGCGGGCGGCGGCGGCGGCGCAGGCCACCAUCACCAUGGCCACCACCACUAUCAACACCCGGACCUCGCAACGUCGGGCGCCGCCGGGGUCGAGUACGUUAUCUCGCGCAGAGUGCCCGCUGGCAAGAUCCUACUGGGCAUCCCCGCGUACGCGCGCUUCUUCCCGGACGCGGCGGAGCCGGGCCAGGGCUUCGGGUCGGGCGCGGGCGAGAUAGACUACUGCGACCUGCCGCAGGAGUGGAUCGCGAAGGCGCACGUCGACGAGGCGAGGGGCGCGGCGUCGCUGUUUGAAGACGGUGGCGACGGCGGGGGGAAGAGGUUCUUCUCCUUUGACGUGCCGCGAACGGUCAUGGCCAAGGCGAGGUAUACUCAGGACGUGGGCCUCGGGGGCCUCUUUUUCUGGAACGGCGCCGGGGACAUGACGGGGGAGCUGAGCCUCGUCAAGGCUGCAUACGGCGUUCUCGUGGAGCAUCUGUGAGCUAUGCGUGGAGUCGGGGGAGUGAGUGGGAGAAGUCUCGAAUUUGCAUCCUCAGGGGAACGAGCAAUCCUCUAUGUGACCUCGAACUUUAAGAGCCUUGCCCUCGAGUAUUUGUCCAAUUUCGACGACAACUUCUGCGGCAUGCUGGAGUUUAUGGCAGGGCGCAAAUUAACC
Purpureocillium takamizusanense is the source of this 1371-nucleotide messenger RNA. RefSeq names its product Chitinase. Lineage: Eukaryota; Fungi; Ascomycota; Sordariomycetes; Hypocreales; Ophiocordycipitaceae. Gene Ontology annotation, cellular component: extracellular region. The coding region runs from base 73 to 1197 and encodes 374 amino acids. Gene Ontology annotation, biological process: carbohydrate metabolic process; chitin catabolic process. The transcript has 4 exons. The record is from RefSeq and is a predicted model, not a curated record. Gene Ontology annotation, molecular function: chitin binding; chitinase activity.